Messenger RNA from Perca fluviatilis (European perch), 792 nucleotides. Its product is annotated as transmembrane protein 238-like. The coding region runs from base 1 to 549 and encodes 182 amino acids. Lineage: Eukaryota; Metazoa; Chordata; Actinopteri; Perciformes; Percidae. The transcript has 2 exons. The record is from RefSeq and is a predicted model, not a curated record.
AUGGCCCCCAGCUGCUUGGGGAACUGCGCGCCGUUUGUCUUCCUCGCCGUUGUGUUUGAUGCCGCGGGUCUGGCUGUACUGCUGGUUGGGAUUUUCGGCAACCUGAACGUGGACGGCCGCUUCUAUGGGGAUUUCCUCAUCUACACGGGCUCGAUCAUCCUGUCCCUCAGUUUGAUCUGGUGGGUUCUGUGGUACACAGGGAACGUGCCGCUGCACGCGGAGGACAGGACAGCUGGCUCACUGGACAUCACCUUUACGCAUUGGGUCGGGAAGCUGUCGGAGAGGCUCUCCAAAGUCCCCAUCAAGCCUCUGGAAGCCGGGGAGAAGAAGAAGAAGAAAAGUAUUGGGAACGGGAAGGAGGUGAACGGGACUGUGCGUGCUUGUGCGCCGUGUCGGAUCACGUGGGGAGAUGGCAGCGGAGCGGGUCAGGACAACAGAGGGUUCGAUGGAUGGACGGAGCGCGCGUCUCCAGCGGACAGAAACGUGGAGCUGGGGGUGUUGCAGAGCUCCGACGUGGCUCUUGCAGGCAGCGGAUGGCAGAGCAGAUAAGGUGACGUCAGGACGGACUCUCUCCUGAAAACAUGAAGUUAUGAACUUUUUUUUAUAUUUUUUUUUUAUUGAAAGACAAUUCCUUAAUCAGGGAAAAGCCUCCUGCGUCCACAGCAAGCAGGAGGGCUGUGCACAGAGGAAGAAAAGGUCUUUGACAUUUACAUAGCAAAUUUCUAUUUUUACGUGUUGAUUUUGUGACAUGUAAAUAAUUUUUCUUGGGAAUAAAGUGUACAUGUAUCUGGA